AUGGGGAUGGACGACAACGGUGAUGAGGUGUGCUGCAAGCUGUCACGUCAGCAGUUGCAGGGUUGUGACCUGCAGGAGCGUGGUCAGUGGGCUAUUAAAGCUGAAUUUCUUUUGGCCGUUGCUGGACAGAUUAUCAGUUUGGGAAACGUGUGGCGCUUUCCAUAUCUGUGUUACAAGAAUGGAGGAGGUAUGGAGAUGCGAAUUCCUCUCUUCCUGUGGGAAAUGGCUCUGGGUCAGUUCACCAGUCUUGCAGGAGUCUGGAUGGAUGCCGGAACUCAGAUCUUCUUCUCGUAUGGGAUUUGCCUGGGAAGUCUGACCGCUAUGGGUAGCUACAAUAAAUCCAACAAUGACUGUUACAAGGAUUGCUUCAAACCGUGUCUGCUCAACAGUGGCACCAGUUUAAUUGCUGGAUUCGCCAUCUUCUUCAGUGCUUGGCUUCAUGGCUACUCUGGCGCUUCCGUUGCGUUCAACGCGUUCUUUCCACCUGCGAACGGGUCUCACCGCACACCUGCCAACUUGACCGCCGGUCUCGUGCGGGAUGUGGACCGGAUAUAUUACGGCGGAGGAAAAGCCGGUUAUCUUGUUUACAUGGACGAGAUGCGGUUUCAGUUGGAUUUGGAGAGGGAUGAGUCGAUAUUGUCUCGUCACGUCAGUUCGAAAGUGCUCGCGCGACUGAACGCGAGAGAUGACGCGCCGCCGCUGCACCGGGAUUGCGUUUACCGCGGCACUGUGAAUUCGAACGCGGAAUCUCUGGCGGUUUUUAAUCUGUGUGGCGGCGGACUUGAGGGAUUUUUCGCCGUCGAUCACGCGCGCUACACCAUCACACCGCUCAUCCGAGCGAGAGAACACGAGAAUGACGCGCACAUCGUCGAGGACGCUGACGCGACGCGCGCGCUCCACUAUUACACCAGCGAGAGGUUCAGUUUCGAAGCGAUGCCCGCGCGUCACAGCUGCGGCACGCGUGACCGCAAAAGGCGCAAACGCAAGCGGAAUGCUAGAGGGAAAUGGAAAAGCCUCCGUCAGGAUUUUACUGAGUUGGAUGAGAGUGCGCGCGGGAGGUGGUGGUGGGCAAAAUUUACGAAACCGGUCGCUACGCGACGCAAGAGGUCCGUGUCUCGCGCCCGGCACGUGGAGUUGCUGCUAGUUGCGGACGAUUCUAUGACGAAGAAAUACGGAAAGGACCUGCAUCACUACCUGUUGACGCUCGCGUCCAUCGCGUCCAAACUUUACGGCCACGCCAGCAUCGAAAACCCCAUCCGUUUGUCGGUGGUGAAAGUCGCUGUUCUGACAGAAAAAGAGAAGGGGAUUGACGUGUCCAAAAACGCCGCUGCGACGCUCAGGAGUUUCUGUAAGUGGCAAAAUCAGCAGAAUCCGUUAGAUGACGACCACCAGCAUCACCAUGACGUCGCCAUCCUCUUCACCAGGCAGGAUCUGUGCGGGCAUCACUCAUGUGACACUCUUGGCAUGGCAGAUGUGGGCACCGUGUGUUCUCCAGAGAGAAGCUGCGCGAUCAUUGAAGACGACGGCUUGCAUGCUGCGUUUACCGUGGCACACGAGAUCGGGCAUCUGUUGGGUUUGUCUCAUGAUGAUUCAAAGUUCUGUGAAGAACGCUUUGGUUCCACUGAAGAUAAACGUCUCAUGUCAUCAAUUCUGACCUCCAUUGACGCUUCCAAACCCUGGAGUCGCUGUACAUCCGCUACGAUCACCGAUUUCUUCGAUGAUGGCAACGCUGAGUGUCUGUUGGACCCGCCUCGUCAGUCUCUUCUCGGUCCAGAGGAGUUGCCAGGUCAGAGUUAUGAUGCCUUACAGCAGUGCCGUUUAGCAUUUGGUCCGGAGUACACUGUGUGCCCGGGCAUGGACAUGUGUUCUCGUCUGUGGUGUGCAGUCAUCAGGAAGGGGCAGAUGGUUUGUCUAACAAAGAAACUGCCCUCUGUAGAGGGCACGCCGUGCGGCAACAGCCGUAUCUGUCUACAGGGGAAGUGUGUAGACAAAACCCGCAAGAGACACUACUCGACAUCUAAUCAUGGCAGCUGGAGCUCUUGGGGUCCGUGGGGUUUGUGUUCUCGUUCGUGUGGUGGUGGCGUGCAGUUUGCACAUCGUUUGUGCAACAAUCCACCUCCUCGCAACAACGGCCGUUACUGUACGGGAAAGAGAGCGGUCUAUCGGUCGUGUAACGUCAUGCCAUGUCCUUCAGCGAGUAAGAGUUUUAGACAGGAACAGUGUGAAGUUCGGAACGGCCCUCAGACCGACCCGAAAGGAGUGAAGACGUUUGUGGAAUGGGUGCCCAAAUUUGCCGGCGUGCUUCCUAAAGACGUGUGCAAAUUGACCUGCAGGGCCAAAGGAACAGGAUACUAUGUAGUGUUCUCACAGCGGGUGAUUGACGGGACAGAAUGCAGACCGUACAGCAGUUCAGUGUGUGUGAAAGGAAAGUGUGUUCGCACCGGAUGUGAUGGAAUCAUUGGCUCUAAACUUCAAUAUGACAAGUGCGGCAUCUGUGGGGGGGACGGCAACAGCUGCAUCAAAGUGGACGGAAAUUUCACCAAGAAGAGUAAGGGUUACACUGAUGUCGUGAAGGUCCCAGAAGGCUCGACACACCUCAAGGUACGACAGUACAAACCCAAAGGACAAACACGAUACACGGCUUACCUCUCUCUGCGCCGCCCGGGUGGAGAUUAUCUUCUGAACGGCAAGUUCAUGAUCUCCACCUCCGAGACCAUCAUCCCCCUCAAUGGAUCCGUCCUCAACUACAGUGGGUGGAGUCAGCGGGAUGACGCCCUUCACAGCAUGGGACCCGGAGCCCUACAGGAGAGCCUGGUGGUGCAGAUUCUUGCCACGGACUCUAAGAAGCCGCUUGACAUCCGCUACAGUUUCUUCAUGCCACGUAAAACGCCGCUUCCACCUCGGACAUCUCCCACAUCUUCGGCCACCGCUGCGGCGUUGUCAUUGGUGGAGAUCUUUACAUUUUCUACCGAGGUUCCUACGACGGAGCCUCCAUCAACGACGUCCGCUGGCCCUCAUUGGGUGACGGGAUCGUGGAUGACGUGCUCCAGAACUUGUGAUACGGGUUGGCAGAGUCGCACAGUGCAAUGCAAGGACCCACAUGGAAAGCUGGCAAAGGGUUGCCCACUCACCACUAGACCCUCAGCGUUCAAACACUGCCUACUUAAAAAGUGUUGAGAAUCUCUCAAUUAAACAAACUAAGGAAGGACCUUAUUCCUUGUCAACCAUGUCGAGUGUCCAGCCGAGACGCAGGCUCGAUGGAGCACACGAACACUUGCAUGACUGACCCGUCACGGGUCCCGUUAGACCUGAAGUUGUGUUUGUAUAAACGCUGUUCCUUGCUCUAAACACAAUCACUGUGGAGUUCUGCUAGUGUUUAGAAUUGUGACUUGGAUGAGACAUUCCUGCUCUUGCCUCAAGUGGGGCAAAAUGACCUUCAAACUGGUCUCUCGAUGCAGCCACACCCCAUUUCCUGAUGGCACUCCCAUUAUGGGUCCAGUUCAAAACCACACCAUUUGACAAAACCACGCCCCUUAACACAGGCUACUUAAGGGUCCACAACCCUUGCGUUCACACUGACAGUGAUUUAAUUGCUGCAGGAUGUUUAGUUGCUGUUGGUUGCUAGUAGGUGUUCGACUGCAGUUUUCAAUUGUAUCAGGCCACUGUGCACUCCAUUUGUUGUCAUUUUUGACGUCACUGCUUACUUGCGUAAAGUCCAACUGAGCUCAGCUUUGUCAUAUCACCAACAUUUACUGUUGCUUAUGUCGCCUCAAAUCACCAACUUUCAUUGAAAAAUGAAUAACUUCUUAUCACGUUGUUACAGCAAAUCACUUUCAGUGUGAAUGCCCUAUCAAGAGUCCACAACCCUACUUAGGGUCCAGUACAUUUCUAAGAUCUUCCAAUCCAAAAGAACCUUUGACUGCAACAAAAGGGUGACACGGAAUGCUGAUCUUCUAGUGUUAGCCAUCCAGGAAUCACUCAGUUAUUGCCUUCAGACAAAGUCAGAGUGCUUGCCACAUCCAGGAAUAUGACAGAAUGUCUGUUCCUAUUCUCAGUUUCAGGGUUGGAUCUUUGGGGGACAGAUGAUGUUGAAAACAUUGCUAACGUAUGUAUGUAUAUGUGUAUGUUCCACUAUAAUCUAUUGUUAAUGUCUGUUUGAGUCUUAGGUCUAGGGUAUACUUUGUUUUUCCGUGUGCCGUUCCAUCUCACGCAUGGUCGAGUCCUUAGCCUUUCAAAGUAUAUGAAGGUAUUCACUGCAAGUGCACUAUGACUGCUUUGUGAUACUCUUUAGCACAGUCAACAUAAAGCACAUGCGCAGACAAGGCAGACUGUCUGCAUGUCAGGGAAAACUAGGCUGCACACAGACAGUCCACACGUACUGUGCUGAUAAUGAAAUUUGUGUCACAGGUACUGCUCACGCGACGUAGCACCACGGGGAAAACCAAAGGAUACUUUUGCCCCCAAUGAAUUGAUCAUCUUCUCUUUGUUACGAAAGACACACAGUUGUGUUCAUAAGUUAACACGCCCCUUGCUGAAUCUAGAAGAUGUUUAGUUUUUUUUUUUUUUAAAUGAGAGAUUGUAAAAAAAAAAAAUUAUUAUUAUGUACUAUUACUGAAGAUGCUGAACAGAUAUUUAAGUAUCUUCCACAAAGACAAAAUUAUAACUGAAAUUACCCAAUUAAUCCUAUUGAAUAAUGUACACUCUCUUGGUUCUUAAUAUCGUGUGUUGCCUCCACGAGCAUCAAUGACUGUUUGCAGCAAUUUGUGAUAGUUAUGUAUGAGACUUUCAGUUGUCCAGAGUGGCAAAGCUCGAUAUCAACAUCAUUGAAUCACUGUAGGGGAGAGCUCAAAUGUGCAGAACUUGCAAGGAAACCGAAGAACUUGGAUUUUGAGAUUUUUGUGUAGAACAGUGGAUAGAAUCACUGCCCAGGGCAAAUUAAGAGAUACAAACAGUCAUUGGUGUCUGAGGAGUGUUUAAACUUUUAAUCAGGAUAAUUUAGGUAAUUUUUAUUAUUGUCUCAUGGUAUAAAUGGGUCAAUGAUGUAAUUGUCUCUCUUUUUUUUUUUUUUUUUUUUUUUCUUGUCUGGAUCUAUAAAGUCAUGUAAAAAUUAUUUCUUUAAAUAUAAGUCAGGUGGUGUAACAUCGCGAUGGGAGAAAGGUGCCAUCCAUUGGCUGUGUCUUGUUUGGAAGCAUGCGUCCUCUGGAGGUCGCGUUUGUCAGCCGCAUACGUCAUCGAGGCUCUCGUUUCAUUUUUUUUUCUUAUUUUUUAUCUAUUGUCAAUGCCUUUUAUGUCUGUGCAUUUACAUUUAUACAAUUGUUAACAUUUUUUGCAUUCCCAAUAAAAAAAUUAAUUAAAAAAGAAAUGAAACAAGACAGCCUCGAUGACGUAUGCGGCCAACAAAUGCGACCUCCGGAGGACGCAGCCUUCCAAACGAGACAAAGCCAUUGUUUCUGGCAGGCUACUCUGCUUUACAGGAUCCAUAUGGUUAGGAUUAGGGUGGGGUAAGGGUAUCUGCUGCCUGCCAGGGACAAACUGUCACUCCUGUGUACAAUGGGCAACCAACAUGCAGGUAGCCAUUUUGUUGUCAUGUUACAAGAAAAAAAAAAAAAAAACUUUAGACUAUGUGAUGUUUUUUUAGAAAAUCAAAUAUAGUACUCUUAUAAUUUUUUUAAAAUAUUUUUUACCUUGAAAAAUAUGUUUGAAUUUUUUUUUUUUUAAUUAAUAAUUAAGUUGUGUACACUCUCAUAUAUUCAAGUUGCAGAAAAAAUAUUUUAAUACCAUUUACUUGAUGAUUACACCACUUGACAUUUUAAAAGAUAUUACAUUUAUUUUUGUGUGGAAAUUAUAAUUUUUUUUUGUAUUAUAUGAAACCAACAUGGACACAAGAUUUCUGCAUACUUCUUGACAUUUUAAACUAGAUUUUAUUAUCUCUGACAACCUUUUUUUUUCAGUGACCCUCAUGUAAAUAUCUAUUAUGUCAAAUAACUUCAUUCAGGCAGUACCAAAUAAAAAAAAAAAAAAAAGCAUUUUUAAUAAUCCCAUUUAGUAAAAAGAAAAAAGAUAAACAUCUGGCAGAUUCUGUGAGGGGUGUGUAAAUUUAUAAGCAGAACUGUAAAUCAGGCUCUAUUAUUUGUAAAUGUGUGUGACUGAAUGUCAUUUUCUCUGUUAAGAAUGACGAAGUGUACCCUGGACACGCAACAACACCAGCCAAUCAUAUGCUCAGUCGCUCUGUUUACAUUCACAUGUUUAAAACCAUUUGACACACUUCAGUUUAAUCUCCUCUACAUUUCUCACAUCUUGCUUGAAACACUGAAGGAUGCUCAUACAAAUACACACCACUUCUGUGAGACAUGAUCAAACACAAGUUCAGUUUAUGAGUAGCAGGGCUUAUCUGCAUUUAUGAUUUGAUUUAUUUCAGCACAGAUCCAUAUAAGAUCCAUAUAUAAUUUAAUUUGUAUUUUAGUGAACUGAAAUUCACAUCUAUUGUUUUCACAUUUGUAUGCAUCAUGUAUGCAGUACUGUCUAACCGUCUCAAUGGGAAAUGGCCGUUUCACUGAAAAUACACAGCACUGAUUUAGUAAUUUAUUGUUUGUACAACUGGUGUGUGAAAAAAGAAAACACAUGAUGAAUUUAUUUAUUGUAAUGGUAAUUUUGUCUCAUAAUUACUAUUUAACAAGGAAUACUGAACACAAUAGUUUCUUUUUGAAGAAAACUGUUUUUUAGCCUUUUUCAUGACAAUAUAUAUGUAUAUAAAACAAAUCGCUAUAUUUAAAUGUUUACAUUUUUCAUUUGUUGUCAGUGUCUUCUCACUGGAGAUCUGUUCGUUUAGCUUUCAGUUCAAUCCACUGCAAUUAGAGCGGAGGGUGAUAUUUUUUUACCCUGUUAUAAUUACUAUCACUAAUUAAAUUCUAUGCAAUAUUGGACCUACA
This is a messenger RNA of Myxocyprinus asiaticus (Chinese sucker), 6929 nucleotides long. It is a transcript of the gene adamts5, whose product is annotated as A disintegrin and metalloproteinase with thrombospondin motifs 5. The record is from RefSeq and is a predicted model, not a curated record. Gene Ontology annotation, molecular function: metalloendopeptidase activity; zinc ion binding. The transcript has 14 exons. The coding region runs from base 1 to 3177 and encodes 1058 amino acids. Gene Ontology annotation, biological process: extracellular matrix organization; proteolysis. Lineage: Eukaryota; Metazoa; Chordata; Actinopteri; Cypriniformes; Catostomidae. Gene Ontology annotation, cellular component: membrane.